GGGGCAGGACUAUUCAAACUGCAAAACUGCUAUCAUUCUACUAUUCCUUUUACUGUAAUAUUUGGAUUGGCCAAAAGAGGGCCUUCAGCCAAAAUAAAUGGAAAAUAAAACGUUCAGCCAAAGGGCAAUGUGUAUAUAAGAGUCGACAGACAGCGAGACAUUGAGGUUUUACUUGUCCUCUCUUAGUUUGGAUCAGCAAAGCGCACGGUUUAACAACAUGUACAAUGCGUGCGGUCUCCUUUUCCUUUCAUUUGGAUUUACCAUGCUAAAGUUCAUCACCUGUUACAGCGAUGGAAAUUUAUUGGAGAGUGAAUGCCGUCGAAUGGACAUCAGUGGUGGUCAUGGAAAAUUACCAAUACAUUUUCUCCAGUGUACCAGCGCAAAACACUGAAGCCCCUUUCAAGAUCGAACCAGAAAAUAAAACCGUGACACUUUCUGAAGUGGGAACGAGCAUUACAGUGUCGCUUUUGGCUGAUCCGGCUGAAUUUAAAGGUUUCAUGUUGGACGCUCGUAAAUGUGAAAUGUGUGAGUCUGCUGGUAUGUUUCAUUUGAUUGACCCGGACAACAGCCUACUCAUCUGUAGUGGCCGUGUUGUUUCUAACUUUAAUAACCUAAGAAAAAGGGUAGUUAAAGUGUUGUGGACCCCCGAAGAGGCUGGAGUGUUUUUCUUCAGAGCUGCAUUUGCUGAAAACUACAGUAGGGUUUGGCUAAGGAAGCGGAUCAUACUCCCUUCGACUGCAGCACCAACCACUGAAGCCACCAGUCAAAAUACACAAGCAAGUUCAACAGAUACAUCACAGACACAGACUGCACCACUGAUUUCUGAAGCCACAAGUACACAACCUGCAACACGUGAGUAUACGUCACAGACACAGACUGCACCACUGAUUUCUGAAGCCACAAGUUCACAACCUGCAACAUCGCCUCCUGAGUGUGUACAAUAUAUGAGAUGUGCAUUAGCACUGUUAUUAUUCAGUCGGCUGUGUUUUCUUGGAGGCUCUUCUCUUCUGAUGAUCAUCAGACCAGUGUCGAAAAUGGCCACCAUGAUUGCGUCUGUCAUUGAACUAGCCUCCAAAACUAUUGCUGUCAUCUUCAUACUAAUAAAGAACAUUAAAUAUGAGUGUGUGUGUGAUAGUUUUCAGGUUGUGUUUACUGCUUUAACAUUGGCUGCCAUGGUUUCAGGCCUGCUACACACCAUCACAGUUUUCCUUCACUGUGGACCAAGCCAUGAAUUAAGGAAGUGUUGGAUCUAUGCCAUCAUAAUUGUUGACCUAAUAAAUACUGUUAUUACAGCAACUGCAGUAUUCUUUGGAAUACGGUGCUUUCAAGACCGCUGGAUGUGGAUAUUAAUGGGAGUUUUUGUUAUUUGGGAGUUCAUGUUUCAUCUCAGCUCAGUUUGCUUUAAACAGAUGGAAAAAUACCAGUCAAGAAAAAAACACGGAAAAAAUCAGGAUCAUAUUCUGGAAAGGAGGAUAUCCCCAUGGUUGUUUAUGUUCAUCAUUUUUUCAGUGUUCAAUCUAAUGUUUACAGCUGCACUCAUGACAGGAGUGUCUUUGGUUGAAAUGGAAAAUUGUUGAAGGAAAAUCUGCAGAUUCUUUGGUUAGUGAAUAUGUUAUCUUAUGUUUAUAGGACUGAGUAAAUAUGGGUGCAACUUUUUACAGCCCUAAUACAUAAACUAUAAUGGAAUCAGAAGUAAGGAAGGAAGUAAUUAUGCACAUCUUUCAACUUCUUUUUUAUGAUUAUACAGUGAAGUCCAUAUCACAGCUAUAACAAUAACGACACAGAUGGACAAUCAUGUGAAUCACUUUCAGAUGGAUUUUUUCCAGCUGAUGAACAAUAAAAACAUUGACAGCCAUUCAAAACACUUGAAUUUUAAGCAGCAAAUAACAAAACUUCAAUGGAUUUUACAAUAAAGAGAACGUCACUGUGCGUUAGUGUGGACGCUAAAAUAUUAUUUUUGUUUUUCGUGAGCGGGACUUAAGAUUCCAGGCUUACACCUUUAUUACUUUGUUCUUACACAUCAACUAACUUACUGUGCAAUAUUAAUUUGUAUAUGUAUUUUUAUGAUUGGUAGAUGCUGUUUUAUUAUUGUAGUUAUUUUUUUAUCAUUGUUCUUUUCUAUUAUUGUAAGUUAAAAUACUUUUUUAUAAGUCUUCAUUUUAAUUACUCUUCCAAAUGAAGUGCACUUAUGUCACAAUGUAUGUUAAAUAAAGACAUUCACCAAAUAUUUUGUUAUUAAUAAAAUAAAUAUAUUCAUACAAAGACAAUUACCCCAUAAGGUUGUGUCUCUUUCAGUGUUUUGACACCAAAACAUUUACACAACUACAAUCAGGCAAUACUGCAAUACAAAAUAUUUACUGAACAGUUUGAAUAAUAUAUUGUACUUCCUGAUGUGU
Molecule: messenger RNA, 2396 nt
Organism: Labeo rohita (rohu)
Lineage: Eukaryota; Metazoa; Chordata; Actinopteri; Cypriniformes; Cyprinidae
Exons: 16
Coding region: 291-1577 (428 amino acids)
Molecular function (GO): oxidoreductase activity, acting on metal ions
Source: RefSeq, a predicted model, not a curated record